Messenger RNA from Pomacea canaliculata, 2858 nucleotides. RefSeq names its product ciliogenesis-associated TTC17-interacting protein-like. The transcript is spliced from 10 exons. Bases 158 to 1330 code for a protein of 390 amino acids. Gene Ontology annotation, biological process: actin filament polymerization; cilium organization. NCBI's taxonomy places the organism in Eukaryota, Metazoa, Mollusca, Gastropoda, Architaenioglossa, Ampullariidae. The record is from RefSeq and is a predicted model, not a curated record.
AAGCGCUCAUUACCAUAGAGACUGGUGGCCAUUUUGUCAAUGGAUGAGCAAGAAACUUUCGUUUGCAAGCUUGUUUCCACUUUGGCAGGAUUUUACUUGAAGAUUUUGUAACACUCGUAAAAAGACUUUUCAUAAAAUUUGUUGUUUAUAACCAACUAUGAGUGCAAAACACCCUACUGGCUCUGCAGGUCAAGAAAUAUUGUCCAGUGGUGCAGAAACCUUACAGCCACCUGUAACAACUGAUGUUCCUAAAACUAGUCCAGAAGCACUGAACUUUCUGCUGUCACUAGUUCCUGAGGAAGAUUUCAAGUAUUUGAUGUUUGAUGAUGCACUAGUAACUGUGUCAGACACUGGCAAGGAAUUAGGAGAGUUUACUGUGACAGUGGAACCAGCAAAACAUCGAGGACAGGAGUGUUUCCUUGUCCAUGCAAAUAGCCAUGGUGCCAUUGAUGGUGUUCCAUGUGGCACAUCAAUUGUUUGUCACGUAGCUAAAAAUAUGGACACCCUAGAACAGCAUCAUCAUGAAUAUGUCAAGUUGGAAAACUGUCCUCUUGACAGAAAAACUAUCAUUACAAAGACAAAUGAGUCCUAUGUCAUCAACAGGGUUAUCACACAGGGAGAGGAUGUGCAGCGUACUUCACGGUCUGUUCCUGUGGAAGCAAUGAGGGGUUUCAUAUCUGAAGGUUCCAACUUGCUUUUGCAUCGCCUUUUCAUGGAAAAAGGGCUGCAGGAAGAGCUGCAGUUUGUAUCUUUUGAUUCAGAAACUAACCUUUGUCCUGCCAUCUAUAGAGCUUUAGAAGAACGCACACAGUCUGUGGAAGGAGUAGAGAUUCAUGUUUAUGGUGUUGAGCGGACUAUCAACUCCACUGUUGAUCUCCCAACUACAUGGCAAUCAUACUUCAUGACCGAUGGACAUCUGACAAACCGUGUUCAAAUAGGAUCACCAGUAACAAUGAAGUUAAUACAUCUACCAGCCAUGAUUGAAAGAGAUGAGGAAACUCCAAAGCCUGUGUUUGAAAAGAAACCUUUGAAUUGGGAAGAAGAUGUGCAGAUGUAUUCCAAGUUCCUGGAUAGAAAGGAGGAGCUGAAAGGGGACCAUGCAGUAUAUAUGCGACACCAUCCAGAGCUGAAGGCGCUGCUGGCAGACUUUCUGCAGUUUUUGUUGCUUCGGAAACCACAGGAUGUUAUAGCUUUUGCUGCUGAGUAUUUUAGUGCAUUCUCCCCAACUAUGCCUGAAACCACUCCGUACCUUUCCUCAGCAGCGCCGUCCCCCUUUCCUCAUAGCCAUACUAAUACACAGAUUGAGUCCCUUAGAGCUCCCACUCACUAAUCAGGGAAUUUUGGUCUCAAUAUUUUUGUUUGUCAAGGACACCAGUCUCAUACAAUGUAAAAAAGACAAACAGUCAAUAAAUUAUGUGCUUCAGGUAAUUUUGAUCCACAUACUGUCAUAAAAUCUUUUUAAUGUUAUGUUCCUGUUCAGAGGAAAAGUUUAAAUGUAAAUAAUUGUUAGAGAUCAGAGACUUUAAGACAGGAGAGGCCAGCUUGAGAUUCAGAAAGUAGUGAUAUUUAUUUUCAUGGUCUGAAAAUGCUUAUUAAAAUUAUAUUUCUCUUCAAUAUUCUUACAAGGAACACUAAAGAUGAUAACACUGGUGAAAUGGAGUUAUAAUGAGACACAUAUUACCCACAACCAAAUAAUUGGAUGAAGAACUGAAUUGGUACAUGUCAAAGAGCCUGUGUAUUAAAUGCUUAUUCAAUCAUGUCAUGUCUUUAAGAUAUAAUUAACUGAUAACAAAUCUGACCAUACCCAAAAUGUUUGUUUUCUUUUUUGAGCAGAAAUGGCCUGCAUAGCUAUCAUUCUUAUACAAGGGAAUAAAUAUCUCAUGAGAAGUACAUGAAGGUAGUUUUUGCUUGUUGAAAGUUGUAAACUGUAACAUCAUAGUUUGCAUAUUUGUGCAUAACUGUAAAUUUUGUUCAUUACAAUCCUAAACUUUUUCUCAUCCUUUGUAAGAAUCUCUGCACAUUUAAGCAAAUAUGUUCACCAAAUAUGUAAGUAAUGUAUAUUUUAGUUUAAUAAGUUUGAGAUAUAGAAAAUACUAUUGUUUGUUGGUUGUGUUAGUCAGUGGCAAAAUUGUGUCUUUCACUCAAAAACUAGCUUUUUGUUGCACCAUGUAUCUUUAAGUUUUAAAGAAUUGUUACCAUAAAAAGCAGUGGGGUUGUCUGUAUUGUAUUUCAAUAAAAUAUGGUAAAGAUUGCUCACUAAGGACAUUUACACCAUAUGGUGUUGUUAUGCUCUCAGUAUUACUGGAUAUAAGGGCUGGCUGGGGAAAUAAAGUAUUUUGUUUUCUAAAGAACAAAUUGUUAUAUAUUGAAAGGAUUGAGUAUUUUGGUAGAACCAGUCUUGACAUCAUGCCAAAAUCUUAUUGCCCUUGUGUCAGUGACAUUAAUGUUUCACACUCUAAUAUAAAUUGUGAACAUUACAUAAAAAAUAUAUGUUUAUAAACAACAUUGUUGCUGUUUUACCUUCAACUUUUAUAGUGCAAAUCACUUUUUUCAGAAAAGAAUUUUCAAGAACAGUUGUACUACUUUUACCCCAUUGUUAUUGAAGAAUCUUAAUGUAUUUAAAAGAUAAGUUUUUAUUACUAUGACUAUAGCAGACAUUACUUGUUCACACAAUAAAAGAGAACGUUUUUCGUUUUAAAGUGUAAUAAAAAUUGAAGGAGUAUUUUUGUCUGAGGUUUAAUCAGGAGCUUUGAUUGGCAUCCUUUCAGAUCCUUUGUAUGCAUUUUCUGCGUCUUUCAGGAUCAGAAUGUAGCACUAGUGGGUAAUAAACUGAGUCAAUAAAUACAUUGUGCUACUUA